Messenger RNA from Ochotona curzoniae (black-lipped pika), 1694 nucleotides. Its product is annotated as dolichyl-diphosphooligosaccharide--protein glycosyltransferase 48 kDa subunit-like. NCBI's taxonomy places the organism in Eukaryota, Metazoa, Chordata, Mammalia, Lagomorpha, Ochotonidae. The transcript is spliced from 12 exons. Gene Ontology annotation, cellular component: endoplasmic reticulum membrane; oligosaccharyltransferase complex. The coding region runs from base 1 to 1488 and encodes 495 amino acids. The record is from RefSeq and is a predicted model, not a curated record.
AUGGCCUUGGGCUGGCCCUGGAGGUUUGAGAGUGGGGAGAGCCAAGGGCUUGCUGCGGCCGUUCGACCCCGCGCACCCCGAUCACUUCCGGGUGGUAAGGCAGGGCCGCGGGCGGCGAUUGGACGGUCGAGGAGGGGACACUUCCGGUGUCCGGGCGCUGGGCGCUUUGGCAGGCGGGUGACCAUGGCCCGGGCUGGGGCGCUCUCCUGGCUGCUGCUGCUGCUGCUCGGCUCGGCCUUGGCCAGCGGUCCCCGUACUCUGGUGUUGCUGGACAACCUCAACCUGCGGGAGACGCACUCGCUUUUCUUCCGGAGCCUUAAGGAUCGGGGCUUUGAACUCACCUUCAAGAGCGCCGACGACCCCAGCCUGUCCCUCAUCAAGUAUGGCGAGUUUCUCUUCGACAACCUCAUCAUCUUCUCCCCGUCGGUGGAAGAUUUUGGCGGCAACAUCAACGUGGAGACCAUCAGCGCCUUCAUUGACGGUGGGGGCAGCGUCCUGGUAGCCGCCAGCUCAGACAUUGGUGACCCUCUCCGAGAGCUGGGCAGUGAGUGCGGGAUUGAGUUUGAUGAGGAGAAAACGGCUGUCAUUGACCAUCACAACUAUGAUGUCUCGGACCCUGGACAGCACACGCUCAUCGUGGCGGACACCGAGAACCUGCUCAAAGCCCCAACCAUUGUUGGGAAGUCGUCUCUGAAUCCCAUCCUCUUUCGGGGAGUUGGGAUGGUGGCCGAUCCUGACAAUCCUUUGGUGUUGGACAUCCUGACGGGCUCGUCUACUUCGUACUCCUUCUUCCCGGAUAAGCCUAUCACCCAGUACCCGCACGCCGUGGGCAAGAACACCCUCCUGAUCGCUGGCCUCCAGGCCAGGAACAAUGCCCGCGUCAUCUUCAGUGGCUCCUUGGACUUCUUCAGCGACGCCUUCUUCAACUCAGCCGUGCAGAAGGCCACACCGGGUGCCCAGAGGUACCCACAGACAGGCAACUAUGAGCUGGCCGUGGCCCUAUCGCGCUGGGUGUUCAAGGAGGAGGGAGUGCUCCGUGUGGGGCCUGUGUCCCAUCACCGGGUGGGCGAGACUUCGCCCCCCAAUGCCUACACUGUCACUGACCUGGUGGAGUACAGCAUCGUGAUUGAGCAGCUCUCCAACGGCAGGUGGGUUCCCUUUGAUGGCGACGACAUCCAGCUGGAAUUUGUCCGCAUCGAUCCUUUUGUGAGGACCUUCCUGAAGAGGAAAGGUGGCAAAUACAGCGUCCAGUUCAAGUUGCCCGACGUCUAUGGCGUGUUCCAAUUUAAGGUGGAUUACAACCGGCUCGGCUACACACACCUGUACUCUUCCACGCAGGUGUCGGUGAGGCCGCUGCAGCACACGCAGUAUGAGCGCUUCAUCCCCUCGGCCUAUCCCUACUAUGCCAGCGCAUUCUCCAUGAUGCUGGGCCUCUUCAUCUUUAGCAUCGUCUUCUUGCACAUGAAGGAGAAGGAAAAAUCGGACUGACAGGCUGCGGCCUGGGACCAGGGUCGGGUUUUAUUAUUUUUUUUUAAGCCAUGGGCAAGUGGCACAGCCUUACCUCAGUGGGAGAUGGGCCAUGGGGACUGGGGGUGGGAACAGGGAAUCUUUUGUCAAGUUUUACUCCUUCAAUUACUAAGUGGCAUCUUGACGGUGUGUGGUCAUUCAUUUCUAAAAUAAAAAAUUUGUCCUCA